Messenger RNA from Triticum urartu, 831 nucleotides. The record is from RefSeq and is a predicted model, not a curated record. Lineage: Eukaryota; Viridiplantae; Streptophyta; Magnoliopsida; Poales; Poaceae.
ACUCUGCCAUCUCUCUCGUUCCUCUUCUCGAUCCCCUUUCCUCGUCUCUGUUCGGUGCUGGGCAUGGAGGUCCAUGCCGACAUCGAAUCCUGAGGGCACGGAGAUCCUCGUCGAUGCUCUGUUCGGCGGAGCGACGGAGUGCGGCGAGCAGGUCGGCCGUGGGGCCAGAGCAGCAGCAACGCCGCCGCCCUUUCUCCUUUUUCUCAGAGCCAGAGAAAGAUGUCGUCAGCAUCGGCGUUGUGGAUGGCGGUUUCAUGGUGGUCGUCAAGGUACCUGCUACCUCAUGUUGGGGGUCGCCUGUAAGCAGCAGCGGCGACAACUGCCAUGGCGAUCGAGCAUCAGCGGGGAUCGAGCGUCUACACUAUUCAAACAUUUUGGAGCUGGAGUUAUGUCACGUGAAAGACAAGCUAGCAGAUCUCAACAUCAAUUUUGGGGGACAUGCUGGUGAUCUGAAGACGACAGUGCAGCUAACCGAAUUGAUGCAGUGAUGUUUAGUUGGUUUGUAAUGUAGUCUAGUUUGCACAUACGUUGAUGUUUAGUUGGUGGAGAAGACUAGUUGCACACAUAUAUGCUUAGUUGGCUUGUAACUUAGUCUAGUUACAGACACAUUAAUAUUUAGUUGGCUUGUAAUAUAAGCUAGUUACACACACAUUGAUGUUUAGUUGACAGAGAAUACUAGCUGCACACACAUGCUCAGUUGGCUUGUAAUGUAGUCUAUUUAUACACACAUUGAUAUUUAGCUGGCAGUGAAGAUUAGUUGCACACACAUAUGCUCAGUUGGCUUGUAAUGUAGUCUAGUUGCACACAUAUUGAUGUUUAAUUGGCUUGUAA